Tripterygium wilfordii is the source of this 1213-nucleotide messenger RNA. Its product is annotated as transcription factor MYB73-like. Gene Ontology annotation, cellular component: nucleus. The transcript has a single exon. Gene Ontology annotation, molecular function: RNA polymerase II cis-regulatory region sequence-specific DNA binding; DNA-binding transcription factor activity, RNA polymerase II-specific. Lineage: Eukaryota; Viridiplantae; Streptophyta; Magnoliopsida; Celastrales; Celastraceae. The coding region runs from base 94 to 813 and encodes 239 amino acids. Gene Ontology annotation, biological process: regulation of DNA-templated transcription. The record is from RefSeq and is a predicted model, not a curated record.
UCUCUUAAAAACAGAGGUCCCUUCGUCCUCAAUACCCGUCUCCCCCUCUCUUUCUCUGAUACUUUUCAUGUUUUUUGAUCAGAUUUUGUGUAGAUGGAUCGAGAAUCUGGAAUGGGUCGGGUCAAGGGCCCAUGGAGGUUCGACGAGGACCAGCUAUUGCAGAAGCUAGUUCAAUGUCAUGGUCCACGUAACUGGUCCUUGAUAUCGAGAUCAAUUCCAGGUCGAUCUGGAAAGUCGUGCCGAUUGCGGUGGUGCAACCAACUAUCGCCGGAGGUGCAGCACCGUGCUUUCACGGCCGAAGAGGAUGGGAUCAUUAUUAAAGCACACGCCAAAUAUGGAAACAAGUGGGCCACCAUUGCUCGACUCCUUGAUGGCCGCUCAGAUAACGCUAUUAAGAACCAUUGGAACUCGACCUUGAAGCGAAAGUUCGCUUCGAUGAUGAUGGAGAACUCGAACGACGAAGAGAAACAAGAACCGGAGAAGAAAUCCGCUAAAACUAAUUCUGCUUCUGGUGGUGUUUGUUAUAGCCUGAACAGUUCUAUGGGAUCUGAUGUAAGCGACGCUGAGUUACAACAGGUCGAAUUGGAAUCGCAACCGUGUGAGAUAGUGAAGGACGAUGACUGUCCAAGCACCGUUCUCUCACUGUCUCUGCCAGGGGCUGAGUUUUGCGGGGACCAGCCAUUGAUUCCUAAACAAACCGUCCUUUAUGAGGCCAAAAAACCCAGGAUUGGAUUUGGCGCCGAUGUGUUAGCGAUAAUGCAGGAGAUGAUUAGGAUGGAAGUAAGGAGUUACAUGGAGGGGAUGCAAAAAUGAAGGAAUUGAGAAACGCGAUUGGGUCAGUGUGAUUCAUUGAUUGGCUAAAUAGUUUUGAGAGGGUCUGGUUAGGCUUUCUGAGGGCUGCUGUAGGCCUGAGUGAAAAGAAACAGAAACAAAAAUGAAAAAGAAAAGGAAGGGAGAAGAGAAGAGAAAUUUCUUUUUUUCUUCUGAAAGAAUCUUGAGGCUGCACAGAGCGAGUGCAGAGAAGGUAGGUAGUUAGUUAGUUCAUCACUUAUGGACAUAUAAAAGUUGAAAGAAUUUCUGUAACGGACGAUCAGUUACUUUUCUUUGAAUUCUCUAUGCGAAAUUUUUAUUGAAAUUAUCUGCGUAAAACAAUUUUUUUUUCUAAUUUUCCAAAUAUAUUGUAGUAAUUAAAACAUAUAAAUCUCUUCUUGUC